CGCACAGCUAACCUCCUCGAAACUCGUGGUCAUUUGAAAUUAUCACAUUGAUAUUUGAUAACUAUGUUUUUCUGCAGUUAAUAAUUCUUAUUUUUCGACUUUAUCUUUGACAAUGAAGUUCUCAUACAAGUUUUCGAACUUGCUGGGCACAGUUUACCGAAAAGGAAACCUGUUAUUCACCAAUGAUGGCAAUUCUGUCAUCAGUCCUGUCGGGAAUCGGAUUUCCAUCUUCGAUCUCAAGAACAAUCGAACAUCAACUUUACCUGUCGAGAGCCGAUUUAAUUUCAUCCUCUUGGAUCUCUCACCUUCAGGUGCCAUCCUUGCAGCCGUCAAUGAAGAAGGAGAACUGCAUCUGGUUAGUAUGAUGAGUCUCACUGUAGUCCAUCGCCACAGAUUCAAAGGAACUGUUACUUGUUUGAAAUUCAGUCCUGAUGGAAAGUAUCUAGCAGCUUCAAAAGAAAAUAAUUUGUUCCUAUUUCAAGUCCCUGGCCAAUUUGAUGGUCAGUUUAAUCAAUUCAUCAUGAAACGAGUGUUCCAUGCUUCAUUAGACGACACAACAGGCAUUGCUUGGAGCGAUGAUUCAAGUGUAAUAGCAGUUGCUUCAAAAGAUGGCAGCACAAAAAUUUUUGGAGCUGAACGGUGGGCGAACUUUCACAUCUAUUCUCUUGGUGGCCACUCGGAAGAAAUCAUGGCUGUUUUUUUCGAAACUAAAUCACUGGAUGUUGUAUCUCUGAGCAAAAAUGGGCGAUUGGUUCUGUGGGACUGUAACAUUGACCCUUCAGACCUUGUGCCAUUCGAUCCUGAGGCUCCUAGGAAGAAAGCGAAAAAACGUGACACACAUAUUCUGGAAGAAGAUGAUAUUGAUUUGUCUAAAGGGGAGGAACGUGAGAAGGCCUUACAGGAAGAAGCAGACAUCAAGGAGCUUCCUUCAUCAGAAGCUCAAGAAUUCACCAAGCUGCAGUAUUCACAAAAAGUACGCCACUAUCUGAAGGACAACUUUAAAGAAAUGGACACAAAAAAUGUAUCUCUCACCUGUGCUGACUACCAUAAAGGAACACAUAUCCUUGUCACAGGCUUUUCCAACGGCUCAUUUUUCAUCCAUGAGCUACCUGACGUAAAUCUUAUUCACUCUCUCAGCAUUUCAGAAAACUCAAUUUCAUCGUUGGCGUUAAAUAAAACGGGAGAUUGGCUGGCAAUAGGAUGCUCCCUUCGAGGUCAACUCGUAGUGUGGGAGUGGCAGAGUGAGUCGUACAUCAUGAAGCAGCAGGGGCACGAGAAUGCUAUGUCUACUCUUGCCUACUCCCAUGACGGAGCCAUGAUUGUAACUGGUGGUGAAGAUGGGAAGGUGAAAUUGUGGAAUACACAGAGUGGCUUCUGUUUUGUCACGUUUACGGAACAUGAGUCUUGCGUUUCUGCAGUCACCUUCAGCAACAACAGGAAAUUUGUUGUCACCGCGUCACUCGAUGGAACUGUCCGAGCAUUUGAUUUAGCCAGGUAUCGUAACUUCAGAACCUUCACAUCUCCGCGACCAGUUCAAUUUUCUUGUUUGGCUCUUGACUCAACUUCAGAAUUAGUCGCCGCUGGAGGCCAAGACUUCUUUGAAAUUUACCUGUGGUCCAUAAAAAUUGGCCGCUUGCUUGAGGUCUUAAGUGGGCAUGAAGGACCUGUCUCAAGUCUUAUGUUUAGUCCAGUCAUGUCAAGUUCAGCGCUGGCUUCAACCAGUUGGGACAAGUCAUUAAAACUUUGGAAUGCUGUGGAAACCGGGACAGAUCACGAGACAGUCAAGCUUCUCGCAGAUGGCUUGUAUGUUGUGUAUAAACCAAAUGGUAAGGAAGUUGCCGUUGCGACCUUGGAUGGGAAUAUAACAUUCUUUGACUCCGAGCAUGGAAACCAACUUGGAUGCAUUGAAGGGCGCAAUGACCUGGGCAGUGGCCGUCUUGAGACUGAUCGUAUCACGGCCAAGAAAACAUUACAAGCCAAAGCAUUCUCUACUCUGUGCUAUUCACCGGAUGGAGAAUUCAUUAUAGCAGCUGGACAAUCCAAAUUUAUUUGCAUCUAUAAUGUUGAUGAGGCCAUUCUCAUAAAGAAAUUUGAGGUGACGCAGAAUCGAUCCUUAGAUGGUGUGGAUGAUUUCAUAAAUCGGCGGAAACUCACUGAGUUUGGGAACGUUGCAUUAGUGGAAGAACGUGACCCCAGUGAAGGAGGGAAUGUCAUGCUAAAACUGCCAGGUGUGAAGAAAGGUGACAUGGCAUCCAGGUCAACAAAACCAGAGAUCAGAGUUUUUGAUGUUCAGUUUUCUCCAACAGGUCAGUCAUGGGCAGCAACAACAACAGAAGGACUCUUAAUUUAUUCUUUAAGAUCUGAUUACCUCUUUGAUCCAUUUGAGCUGGAAAUGGGAAUAACACCAGCCGCAGUGAAGGAAACGCUAGGGAAGCAUGAUCACGCUAAAGCUCUAAUGAUGUCCAUUCGAUUGAACGAACCAGUCAUUGUGAGGGAAGUUGUAGAGAAAGUUCCUGUGUCUGAAAUUGAACUGACAGUAGCUGCUCUCCCAGAAGCCUAUGCAGAAAAAGUGACUUGCUACGUCGCAUCAUUCAUUGAAGCAUCCCGGCACAUCGAGUUCUAUCUUCUAUGGGUUCAGCAUCUUGUAACGAAGUUCAAAAACAUAUCUCAAACAACACUCGUUCUACUGCAGAAGAACAUCUCCAAGAAGUUUCAAGAGCUUUCAAAAAUUUGCGAAUUCAACACGUACACUUUGAAGCACAUUGAGAAACUGAGUCAGUUCGCUGAGGAGAAACAAAAACUGACAGAUGAUUUAGAAGAAAUGGAAUUGGAUGACUUAUGAUGAAGAAAAACCCCACUGUGUGAUGGAGUUUGUAGUAUAAUAACUUCAAACUGUGAGUUGAAUUUUAUUAUAUUUCUUCUUGAAAAUCUUAUCAGAAUAUUUUCAAGUCUUUACUUUUACCUCCGAAAUGAUAAAAAUAGAUGCUGUAAUAAUGUGCAUUCGUGCCUUAGUUGAGUCAUAAGGCAGAGAUCACUCUCUGAAAUUUGUGGCAGAUAAUUUUGUCAAUUUUUGACUUAGUGCAGGCUGAAGAUCUCUCAAGUGUUAAUCUCUACCUAAUUGCAUCUGAAAGGUCUGCACUAAGUGUUUCUGAAAUAUUAUUUGCGGCUGUAAAAUGUUGGAACAAACAAUAUUUCAGUAUUCUUAGGAAGAAUUGAAACAAAAUUGAUCAAUGAACAAAAUCAAAAACUUGCCUAGUUCUGAAAAUUUUUGCAAAAGUUGGAAUCGAUUGCCGAUUAAUUUUCAGAGCAAUUUGUUGCCUGCAAACGCCAGUGGAGAAUAGGCCAAUAUGUUCUAUUUGAAGGAUCCACAACUUUUUAGAGCUUAGUGGUCUUCUUAAUUCGAGUUAGAAGCUGCACUUUUAAAUUUUCGAAAAAUGUGAGCAUUCAAAAACAAAUGCUUUGUAAUGCGACUUCUUAAUACAUUGUGUGCCUCAAGUCAGUUCUUCUCAUGCGUUUGAAAGCAAGUCAUGGAACACAUUUCAAACUCAGAAAAUGGAGAAACUCAUCGUCUUGUCAAAUGUAAAUUACUCUCAACCUGGAAAGUGUUUUUUAUUCAUAUUUGUGCAGUAUUGACAGUAUUGAAGACUAAGUAUAUG
Messenger RNA from Bemisia tabaci, 3656 nucleotides. RefSeq names its product periodic tryptophan protein 2 homolog. The record is from RefSeq and is a predicted model, not a curated record. Lineage: Eukaryota; Metazoa; Arthropoda; Insecta; Hemiptera; Aleyrodidae. Gene Ontology annotation, molecular function: protein binding. Gene Ontology annotation, biological process: ribosomal small subunit assembly; maturation of SSU-rRNA from tricistronic rRNA transcript (SSU-rRNA, 5.8S rRNA, LSU-rRNA). Gene Ontology annotation, cellular component: small-subunit processome; Pwp2p-containing subcomplex of 90S preribosome.